This is a messenger RNA of Fimicolochytrium jonesii, 1611 nucleotides long. RefSeq lists its product as uncharacterized. Lineage: Eukaryota; Fungi; Chytridiomycota; Chytridiomycetes; Spizellomycetales; Powellomycetaceae. The record is from RefSeq and is a predicted model, not a curated record. The transcript is spliced from 3 exons. The coding region runs from base 1 to 1611 and encodes 536 amino acids. Gene Ontology annotation, molecular function: protein binding.
AUGAACUCCUCUCCCAUUGUCAGCAAGUCCUACUCACCCCUAUCGAAAAACACCGCCAAAAAUGCGAGUGCGGACGUAUCGAAGACGCUAGCGCCUCUCAAGCGGAUCGGCCAUUCGCUCUUUACGAAAGGAUUCAUUGGGGGUUCUUUUAGCGACUUCACGCUCGAGAUUUUAGGAAUGACCUACAACUUGCAUCGGAUUGUGCUACUCCACAACGAGUACUUUGCAGCCAUGUUGGAAGGGCCUUGGCAGGAGCAGGGCAAACAGGCCGUCAAAAUACAGGUGGAAGACCCAAACAUGACGGUUGAGGGCGUCACCAUCACAUUGGGAAGGAUUUACGGAAGAACCGAGGUGAAGCUGAAUGGAGGCAAUGCGCGCAGUGUUCUGGCUGCAGGACUGUUUUUCUGCGACCGAGAAUUGUGCGAUGUUGCGGUGGAUUUUAUCCUCUCGGACAUAUCCCCUGCAACGGUUCUGGAAUACCUCUUGUUUGCCGAUCGAUUUUGCUACGGCGAACACUCGGAGGCCAUAACUGAGGAAUGCCUGCUCUACCUCUGCCGAGAGGGUUUCAGCCGGCGCUCGCUGCGACCGGUCUUCGAGGAAAUGCCCAUAGACUGGCUCGAACGAAUUUUGUCGAGCGAUUGCUUCUGGAUCCCCUCGGAGCAAGAUCGAUGGAGCUUCAUUGUUGACAUAAUCAAUAGGCGUCAACGCCAGCGCCAUAUGCCGCCCAAAAACUCGCAUUUGCCUCUUGGCGAUACGCCAGCACUCGGUAUGAGCGAGAGUCCUGAAAUAUGCGUGAAGCAAGUUGCCAUGGCCUCGGCCGCAGAGAUGACAAACGUGGAACAGUCCUACGACUCGCAGAAGAACGAGGAAGAGUUCCCAGACGGCGGAACCUACGGUGAACUUUUAUGUAACAGCGUUGCCUAUGAGCAUAUACCAUUUUCUAUCUUGCUGCAAAUCCGAAGCCUGUUUGAGCAGCACGACACACAAUGCAUUGAUCGGCAUCUGAUCGGAGACACGCUGGAGCGCGCGGCGUGGACGCAAAUGAAGCUGCAAAAUCUGGUCGUUAGUGCCAGUCCGGAAACGACACAACUGGGCAUCAAAGAACCGAUAGUUCCUGAAUCGGAUACGCGGCACAUUGAUGGUUGGCGCUUGGCGACGCUCCUGAAUGAGCCACAUGUCAUUGAGCAUGACGGAUCUACGUUCCCGCCUAUGCGCUUCUCGGUGGAGUUCCACGAUUUGGUUCAGAUUGCAAGCGGGGAGAAAGUCUACAGUGAGCGUUUUUUCUACGCUGGCUCUAUGUGGCAAGUCUACCUACAGAAUGUGCCCAGGGACGAGCCAGCGAAGUUGGGUGUAUACCUUCAAAGAAUGGCUGUAAAUCCGGAGCAGCUGCAAAACGGUGGAAUGUCAGCGCCGUAUGUCGACAGGCGGCAAACAACCGUCACCUGGUUUCAGUUGUACUGCUACUUCGGCAGCGAGUUUUAUGUCCUCGAAAGCAAGCCGGAUCUUUUCCAAGACACUCAAUCUUGGGGUUGGAAGAUCAACAAACUCCACAAGUCGGCUUUCAACGGCGGACGCACCUUGCGAUGUUGCGUAGUUCUAGGACAUGUAUGA